Bursaphelenchus okinawaensis is the source of this 1885-nucleotide messenger RNA. NCBI's taxonomy places the organism in Eukaryota, Metazoa, Nematoda, Chromadorea, Rhabditida, Aphelenchoididae. The record is from the annotation of a GenBank genome assembly.
AUGGCAGUGGAAGUGCAGCCGGCGAUGGAUCCAACAUUUGAAAGUAAGAAACGUGGCUCACGGUCUCAUCGUAUCUACAGUAGUGCCGUGCUGCUGGUAGUACUGGUCGGUUCAGUGUACUUUAAAGAGGUCAAGGAGUUCGUCAAAUCGUAAGUUUUUGAAAAUUUAAAAUUUUAAUUUGGUUUUUGUUUAAAAUUUAGUGUUGAAAUUUGAAAAUAUAGGAAAAUAUGUGACAUUUUAUACGUUGAAACGUGUUUGCUCGUCCACCAUGCUUCAGACUAUUCAGAAUGGUUUUUUAAAAGAUUUUCAAAAGCUAAAACGUUGUAGAAUCAUAUUUUCAGACCAAUUGCAAUGUCAAAAUUGCUUACUUUUAUAAAAAUUUGCAGGUUUGAUCCAUUUCUGGGCCAACGCUUGGUAAUGUAUCAAGGUGAAGGUGGACAGAAAUGGCUGGUACCUCAUUCAAAUUACAAUUACACGUAAGUCAUUUUAUUUUGACUACUUUAAAGUUUUUUGUGUACAUAAGAAGGUAUGAUAAAGUAGUUUAAUAUAGUGAAGUGUUGGGGAAGGUAGUUUAGGGUAGGGUAAAAUAAAGCAAAUCGGGCACGGCAGGGUAACACAUGUCCCAAAAAUUAUUGUUUUUAGAUACAAAGCCUACUUCGAAGACUUUGUGUGGAACGAGUCGGCAUUUGCAUUUAUCAACAAGUACUGGCUGAUAUGUCUUCCAAUUGGGUAUUUGUACUAUUUUGGCAUUCAUCGCCUCGAGGCAUUUAUGAAAAACCGUGAGCCCAUGAAACUGCAGACGACUUUGGUGCUUUGGAACUUGUUUUUGGGACUUUUCAGUAUCGCUGGCUUUGUUAGGGUUGUUGAGGUAGGUUUGACUUAAUGGUACUAGUGGUCCACUUUGGCACUUUUGGUUCUAUUUUUUAACUGUACUAAUAAAUUGUAAUUUUUGAGUUAUAUUGACUACAUAUGGAAAUUUUUAACGUUUUGGUACAGAUAGUUGGUACUAAUGGUACUAAUCUUGUAAAAGCUAUCAGUUUUAGGAGUACUACUACGUAGUGUCAAACUUUGGCUUCUAUAACGCCAUUUGUAACAUAUUCAGUCCAAAUGGUCCAGCUUUCUUCUGGAGUGUCAUGUUUACAGUAUCCAAAGUCCUGGAGCUCGGAGAUACUGUAUUUUUGGUGCUACGCAAAAAACCAGUUAUAUUUUUACAUUCCUUUCAUCAUAUGUUUGUUAUGGUCAUCGUAUUUCAUGCUGGUAGGUCAAUAUUUUAAAUCGUUUUGGCCGAGCGACACGUUAUACGACCAAACAUGUUUUAUUCGGCUUCAUUGUAUAAAAUUCCUCUUUUCAGUGGCAGAAAUGGGAGCACCGGCCAUAACCUUCAUGUUGAUGAACUACUUUGCCCAUUCCAUCAUGUAUCCCUACUACGCGGCGAUGGCGGCCGGUAUUAGGGUACCAAGGCCGUUGGCCAAAUGCAUUACCGUAAUCCAAAUCACUCAAAUGUUCUUGGGUGUUAUGGUAACCACAUUCACUGUCUAUAAACGCGACAUCCAAGGAGAAUAGUAAGUUUUGGCAUUAUUUAAUGUUGGUAGGUUAAUUUGAGGAAAAACGGGUGAAAGGGGCAUGUUAUACGAAACAUGUUUCAUCGUAUAACUUGUCUCUUUUUUAUAAAAAAUAUGUUUUAUGAUCUGAUUAUCACUUUAUAAUAGUAAAAAAUAAUUUUUUACAGUUUUUAUUACAUUUUAAAAUUUUCAGCUGCCAAACAACCAGAUUCAGCACGCUUCUCAGCUACACAACCUACGUCGCCUUUGGCUGGUUGUUUGUCCAAUUCUUCCUCAAAGCCUACGCGAAGAAACCCAGAACGGCGGAGAAGAAACACGACUGA